Messenger RNA from Fusarium keratoplasticum, 1497 nucleotides. RefSeq lists its product as uncharacterized. The transcript has a single exon. Lineage: Eukaryota; Fungi; Ascomycota; Sordariomycetes; Hypocreales; Nectriaceae. Bases 1 to 1497 code for a protein of 498 amino acids. The record is from RefSeq and is a predicted model, not a curated record.
AUGGCUUCUACACAAGCACCAUCCAAGAGGCCUCGGCUCUCUCUUCAGAUCAAGACAUCAUGUAGCCCAGCCACACGGUCGUCAAGGAGCUAUGCCGUGGACCCCAAGGACCCAACCGCCUUCAACACGCUUUCCAACGUCUACGUUACCACUAUUGAGAGGUCGACGCCAGUUCAGACUGAGCCCAUGACCGCCAUCAACACACUCGAGGCAUUCAGCCUUACAACGCCCAUGGACGCCAAGCACAGGGUUGUCACACCUUACGUUGCUUCAUACCCGGAGACUCCUUUAUCAGAGAAUGCCCCCUCACCAAACCGUCUCGAGAUCAACUACCCAAGCACUAUGACGGCCACGCCUCCUCUAUCCGCUGGCCCAGUCGACUCACACACAUCCAAGCCCUUCAGCUUCUCGGCUGCCGAUACUUCAGCAACAGAUGGGCAAGAGGCUACCUCGCGACCCGAGACACUCACCCCUUCUCGGUCACAGAGCCUUGCCGAUGUAGCUCUGCAGGCUCCAUACACACAUCCUCGAUCACUUCACAGCAUCCUCCGCAACUCGCCUCUUCCUCCGCCUACCGCCAUCCCUCCCUUUUCUCCUCGACGACAAUCUCGGCGUUUGCAAGAAAAGGCAAACAGGAGAGUCGGCUACAGCAAGCCCCUCACUCAGGAGAUCGUCACCAACAAAUACACCAAGUCCCAUAUUGACCUUCUCGUCGAAGAGGCAUCACCACACUCUCCCCCAUGCUUACCUCCCCUGCCUCAAAAUGCUGUGGACCUCGCCAUGGCGUUCACUGCCAACGAAAUUCAGGACGGCGGACAGACACCCGGACCCUUUACAGACACAAAGCGCCGGAUGGACAUGUUGACCACCGGUACAUCACCCUCACCACAGGGGACUUUGCCGGCAGGACCAAAGGGUGUAUUAAAGCGCAAGAGAAAGGAAAAGAAGCGUCGCUGGGUCUGGACCAUUGGCCAAGAGGAGGAGGACGAUGAGAAUGUCGGGGGAUCUAUCGCCGCCCUCAGAGCGGAAGCUGCAAAGCCCAAGACAGCUGCAGAGGUCAAGACUCCUCUCACUGCCAUCAAAAUCCCGCAAAUCACAUACUCCACCAUGCCAACACCAAGCAUCGAGAGCGCCGAUUCCGAAAGCGAGAGCUUUGAUCACGAUGUGGAGAUGUCUGACACGAGUAGCUGUCUCUCGGUGCCAGAUGAGUAUGAUGGUAACAUGGAUGUGGAUCUCAAGACUCCAACUGGUCCCAAGAAGCAACUCAACAAUGUCAACAACAAGAGAGACACUCCGGUGCCGGCGGAUUUACUGAAUGUCGAGGGGGGCAGAGAUGAUACACCCAUUCCCGCAGAGUUGUUGAACCCAAGUGGAAAGAGAGAUACGCCCAUCCCAUCAGACUUGUUGAGCCUUGAUGGGAAGAGGGACGACACACCCAUACCUUCGGAGUUAUUGGAUGCGGAUAUCGCAUCCGGCCUUGGACUUGUUCGCCAGUAG